AUGUCGGAAAACCUUAUCAUUCGCUUCAAUGUUGGUGGUACUUCAUAUGCCACAUUGAAAACUGUUUUUCCAAUGGAUUCUGUAUUUCAUAAAUGGUUCGUUUCUCGUUCAAAGGCAGUCCCAUUUACAAUUGAUCGAGAUGGCGCUUAUUUUGUGGAUCGAGACCCCAUUUCCUUUGGAAUCAUUUUGAACUAUUUUCGUCUUGUCAAAGCUGGACAAUUAUGGGAGGCUUGCCUACCGAAAGAUCCUGACAGACUUGCUAUGCUGACGCAAGAGGCGGAUUACUUUUUCUUGCCUCAACUUCGUGACCAGGCAAUCUGCAUGCUGCAACUUUGCAGCUCCAAGUCCGAUUCAAAUUACAUAAAUGAAAUGCUUUCAAAAAGCACAUCUUGCCCACAAGGAUUCAAUCAGAAAGAAGAUGUAGAAGAAGAUUACUGA
This is a messenger RNA of Caenorhabditis bovis, 438 nucleotides long. NCBI's taxonomy places the organism in Eukaryota, Metazoa, Nematoda, Chromadorea, Rhabditida, Rhabditidae. The record is from the annotation of a GenBank genome assembly.